ACAGAAAUGUGGACUAUUUUGCUGUUCCUCUCAAUACAGCCCAGUUCUGCUGAAGAAGUAAUGCUGCUGGACACUACUGAAUCUACUUCUGAACUUGGUUGGACAACUUAUCCAGACACCGGGUGGGAUGAAGUGAGUGUGCUCGAUGACAAGGGCAAGCUCAUCCGCGCCUUUGAGGUGUGCAAUGUCAAUCAAAACAGUCGUAUCCAUGACAGCUGGCUCGCUACACCCUUUUUGUACCGCCAGUUUGCAUCGCGGAUCUUCGUUACACUGCGCUUUUCUGUGCGUGACUGCGCAAGUCUGCGCACACCAUCGUCCACCUGCAGGGAGACGCUUACGCUCUACUACAGACAGGCCGACUCCCAGAAAGAGCUGGAAAGGACCUGGAGUGCUGAGGCUUCCAGUGGAGAGACUAGAGAGGGCUGGGUGAAGAUAGACACUAUUGCAGCGGACAAGAGCUUUAGCCGAGUGGAGCCGAGUCUUCCCCACCAGUACAAACCCGACCGGAUCCGGCGCAUUAACGUCAAGACGCGCAGCUUUGCCCCCCUCACACGCCGCGGGUUUGUGCUGGCCAUAGUGGACAGUGGAGCCUGCAUAUCACUCAUGGGUGUGUCAAUAUUUUACCGCCGCUGUCCAGCAACGACUCUAUACCUCGCCUCUUAUCUGGCCACAGCUUCAGGGGCUGAGCCGACGGCUCUGGUGCCAGUGACGGGGACUUGCGUACCUCACAGCCAAUCACAGGGUGGCACUGCUCCUCGGAUACACUGUAAUGCAGAGGGGGAUUGGAUGGUGCCUGUAGGAGGGUGCACGUGUAAUGCAGGAUAUGAGCCAAAUAAAAAUGCAUCCGCCUGUCUUGGCUGUGCGGUUGGCUUCUAUAAAGCCAUUGUGGGUUCGGUUCCUUGUAGCGAGUGUCCAUCAAACAGCAGAACCAGCUUCGAAGGUUCAAAAGUGUGCGAGUGUCGUAGCGGAUUCUACCGGGCACCCAGUGACGCCAACACCACUGCCUGUACAAGCCCCCCCUCAGCCCCUCAGUCUCUUUCCUGGGAGUACGAGAGCUCAGAGGGUGGAGUGUCUCUACGCUGGAAGCCACCGCUGGACCUGGGAGGUCGGAAUGAAGUGUUUUAUGCCGUGGUGUGUCGCAUAUGCCCCUCUGUCACACACACUCAAUCCAGUACCUGCUCCUGGUGUGGUGAAAUGAUCAAAUACACGCCUGCUCAAAGUGGCCUAAAACAAACAAAAGUCACUCUCAGCAAUCUGCUUACACGAGUCACUUAUCUUAUACAAGUUCAAGCUAUGAAUGAUGUAUCUGCUCUCAGUCCUUUCCCACCACAGUUUGCUAGUAUCAACUUCACAACCAGCCAAUCUGUACCUUCUGAGGUUCCUAUACUGCAUCAGUUAAGCAGAACUUCAGACUCAAUUACUCUGUCUUGGCCUCAACCAGAUCGGCCCAACGGGGACAUCAUAGAGUACCAGCUCAGAUACUAUGACAAGAGCUCUGAUGAGAACAGUGCAAUGAGUGUGUUCAGUGAGACCAACACGGUGACAGUCACUGCUUUGAUCCCAGGCUCAAUUUACGCCUUUCAGAUCCGUGCCCGCAACGAAAGAGGCUACGGUCCUUACAGCCAUCUCACCUACUUCAGCACUCUAGCUAUGGAGGAACGGUCGAGGCAGAUUCAAAGCCGGCUUCCUCUGCUCGUGGGAUCUGUGAUGGGUGGAUCAGCAUUUCUAUUAGUUGUGGCAGCAGUUAUUGUGGUGUUUGUCUUCAGGACUAAAAGGAGAGAGAGCCAUUACAGUGACCGACUUCAAAGAUAUAUAAGCAACCGAGCUGGUGUGAAGUAUUAUGUAGACCCUUCCACAUAUGAGGACCCAAGUGAAGCUGUCAAAGAAUUCGCCAGAGAAAUUGACCCUGCUCACCUUAAGAUUGAGGAAGUCAUUGGUGCUGCUCAGUUUGGAGAGGUGUCUCAGGGCCGAUACAGACCCAUGGGUCGUAGAGAAGUGCUUGUAGUGGUGAAGACUCUGCGCUGGGGAGUCACAGAGCGUGAGAGAGGAGUUUUUCUCACUGAGGCAGGAGUUCUGGGCCAGUUCGACCACCCCAACGUGCUGAAGCUUGAGGGUGUGAUCACGCAAACUCCUCCUGAGCGCAUCAUUACUGAGUUCAUGGAGAAUGGUCCUCUGGAUGCGUUUCUCAGGGAGAAUGAGGAUCAGUUUAGUGUACUGCAGCUGGUAGGAAUGGUGAGAGGUGUUGGAGCAGGAAUGCGUUACCUUUCAGAGAGGAACUUUGUGCACCGUGACCUGGCAGCUCGCAACGUUCUGGUCAACUCAAACCUGGUUUGUAAGAUUUCAGAUUUCGGGCUGUCACGUAUCAUGAAGGACUUGGAUCACAACAUGCCUACUUACACUGCAUCAUCGGGAAGUAAGAUUCCUAUAAGGUGGACAGCACCAGAGGCUUUCCAGAAUCGCAAAUUUAGCUCAGCUAGUGAUGUGUGGAGCUUUGGGAUCCUUAUGUGGGAGGUUAUGUCAUAUGGAGAACGGCCAUACUGGGACAUGAGCAACCAGGAGGUAAUGAAGGCAGUUGUUGACCAGUAUCGUCUUCCUGCUCCUACCGGUUGCCCUCCUGCACUGCACGCUCUGAUGCUACAGUGUUGGCAGGCUGAUAGGCAAGACCGGCCCAAAUUUGAUGCUCUUCUCUCCUCGUUGGACCGUCUCAUACGACACCCUGCCUCUCUUAAGGCUGAGUAUGCUCGUCCCACACAGCCCCUGCUUAGCCCAACACCCACAGACCUAUCAUCAGUGACUACAGUCAGUGAAUGGCUAAUUGCACUGAGGAUGGACCGCUACAGGGACAAGUUUGAGAGAGCACAGCUGCACAGCCUGGAGAGAGUGAGCAUGCUCACUAUGGAGGAAGUACAGGCUUUGGGAGUAAACCUCCUGGGUCAUCAGAAGAAAAUUGUUCAUGCAGCACAGCAGCUCAGGACUCAUCUUACUCAGGGACAGGUGGAGGUGUAGAGGCCUAAAAACCUCUUUGCCUGUGAACUUUAAUGCAGAUGUACAGUCCAAAACCUAAUCCAGUCUGCACACAAGCCUACAACUACCCUGCAACAAAGAAGAAUUGAAAGAAUGAGGAGAUCAGGCAUAACGAGAACUGCAGUUUUUGUUUUUUGUUUUUUUGACUCAUUUAUAUUUCAGUGAUUUUUUUCUUUCAUGCUUUUCUGUUUUUCUGUCCAUUUUCUUCUCUUGGCUACUG
This is a messenger RNA of Trichomycterus rosablanca, 3244 nucleotides long. It is a transcript of the gene ephb6, whose product is annotated as eph receptor B6. Lineage: Eukaryota; Metazoa; Chordata; Actinopteri; Siluriformes; Trichomycteridae. The transcript has 19 exons. Gene Ontology annotation, molecular function: ATP binding; transmembrane-ephrin receptor activity; protein binding. The record is from RefSeq and is a predicted model, not a curated record. Bases 7 to 3006 code for a protein of 999 amino acids. Gene Ontology annotation, cellular component: plasma membrane; dendrite. Gene Ontology annotation, biological process: protein phosphorylation; ephrin receptor signaling pathway; axon guidance.